This is a messenger RNA of Brachypodium distachyon (stiff brome), 2282 nucleotides long. RefSeq lists its product as uncharacterized. NCBI's taxonomy places the organism in Eukaryota, Viridiplantae, Streptophyta, Magnoliopsida, Poales, Poaceae. Gene Ontology annotation, molecular function: phosphatidylinositol phosphate binding. The transcript has 5 exons. Gene Ontology annotation, cellular component: intracellular membrane-bounded organelle. The record is from RefSeq and is a predicted model, not a curated record. Bases 81 to 2132 code for a protein of 683 amino acids.
AUCUUACUUGUCUUCCACCGAGAACGACGCCACAAAAUCGCCACCAAUCCCUAAGUAGGACAACUACGGUGGGAUCCAGCAUGGAGCCAUCCCGGGGAUCCACCGGCGGCGCCUCGUCGGGCGGCUCCUCGGCGGCCGGAUCGGACGCCGAGGAUGACAGAUACUGCAGCGCAAGCUCUGCGCUCGGGACGCCCAGCUCCCUCGCAACCCUCCGCCCCUCCUCCGACUUCUGGGAUCAGGACUAUCACAUGGACCUCCUCCUCCUCGACGACCCCGUCGCCAGCUUCCCCAAGAUCCACCAGUUGAACCGCCUCCACCAAGCGCAGGCACCUUCUCUGCUACGACUGGAUCCUCCCGCCGCCGCUCUCGCGCGGCCGGAGUUGGGUUCUGGUACGCCGUCUCUUCAGCCGCGCACUGAUCCCGUCCAGGUGGAUAACCUUGAUGGAAGUGAUUUAUUUGAUGAUAUGGUUCAAGAGAUGGAACAGAUUCUGCUCAAUUCAGGGGAACCCCAUGAAAGUGGGUCUUUUAUGGAUAACAGAGUCAAUAACGUUCACCAGAAUCAGCAUUUCAGAGAUGGCAGCACCACUGCCUCUACUUCUGGUACAGAUGAUGCCUUUGCAUACCCUCACUAUCCUUCAAAUUUUGAUUCAGUGGAGGUUGUGGGGGCGAAGCAAAAAACAGGGGAUGUUUCGUUUGGCGAGCGGAUGGUAGGGGUCAAAGAGUACACUGUGUAUUUGUUAAAAGUGAGGAGUGGCGAAAAUGAAUGGGAAAUUGAGCGUCGAUACCGUGAAUUUUAUGCACUUUACCAACAACUUAAGGCCUUUUUUUCUGAGAAAGGAUUGAGUCUUCCACCCACAUGGAUAAAUGUUGAAAAAGAGGCCAGUAAAAUAUUUGGGAAUGCAUCCCCGGAUGUUGUCAAUGAAAGAAGUAGUCUCAUUCAAGACUGCUUAUGUUCUUUGCUCAUCUCUAAUUAUCCAUUUGGAACACCCACCCCUCUGGUUAGCUUUUUGUCACCAGGGACUCUCCCUUAUGAACAUAGCUUCGUAAAGACGCUUAUUCCGCGAUCUUUGCAAAGGCUGAGCAGCGAUUUACAUUCCAAAGAUUCAGACUGCAAUCAAGCUUUGCACAAAGAUUCUACCUCGCUGGGCAAGACAAUAUCACUUGUUGUGGAGAAUAGGCCUCAGAAGUCAACUAGACAGUUGUUGGAAUUACAGCACUACAAUUGUGCGGGAUGCCAUAGGCAUUUGGAUGCUGGACGAACAUUACUGCAAGAACUUGUACAAACUAUUGGAUGGAACAAGCCGCGGUUCUGUGCUUACACUGGCCAGUUAUUUUGUGCUUCUUGUCACACCAAUGAUACUGCAGUUCUUCCGGCAAGAGUUCUGCACCAGUGGGAUUUUUCCUUAUAUCCAAUCUCCCAGUUAGCAAAAGCAUAUUUGGACUCCAUUUAUGACCAGCCUAUGCUCUGUGUAAGUGCUGUCAACCCUUUCCUAUUUUCUAAAGUGCCAGCUCUGCUUAAUAUCAUGAGUAUCCGGAAGAAAAUAGCAGCCAUGAUUCCUUGUAUCCAUUGUCCUUUCCGGAAUUCCAUAUUUAGAGGGCUAGGAGUUCGAAGGUACCUUCUUGAUGGGAAUGACUUCUUUGCGCUCCGUGACCUUGUGGACCUCUCGAAGGGAGCUUUUGCAGUACUUCCAGUUAAGGUGCAGACCAUAUCAAAUAGGAUACUUGUGCACAUCACCGAGCAAUGCCUGCUGUGCUACGAUACUGGUGUUCCAUGUGCUGCUCGACAAGCUUGUGAUGACCCCCUAGCCCUUAUAUUUCCCUUUCAGGAGGACGAAGCUACAAGAUGUGGUUCGUGUGGGUCAAUCUUCCAUAAGCAAUGCUUCAGGAAGAUUAGUGCUUGCCCUUGUGGUAAGAGUGCCACCAGCACAGGCAAGAAAAUCGUGGCACUAGAACAAGCUAUGCACGACAGCUCAAACAGGCCAUCUACUGAGUUGAUCCAGCCUCCGUCUUUUUCUUCAUCUUCAGGAUUUUUUUCUGAUAUUCUUUCAAGAGCAAGGCCGGAUAAAAUUUGGAAACCAAGAAACAGCAAUCCUGUAAUUCUGAUGGGCUCAUUGCCUGAUACGUCUGUGUGAGCUCAGCUCCUGUCUGUGUACAACCGAUGUCGCAAUUUUGCCCCCACAAUUUCAUUCCUUUGUUACAACAUUGUAUCUACCAUGAAGAGGAUCCUCACAAUUGUUUUCUGUAUUUUACAAUAAAAUGCAAUUCUCGUUUGUGUUUUGGUA